This is a messenger RNA of Paramecium sonneborni, 881 nucleotides long. Lineage: Eukaryota; Ciliophora; Oligohymenophorea; Peniculida; Parameciidae. The record is from the annotation of a GenBank genome assembly.
AUGUCAUAUCGUUAAUAAUAUUAAUAUUACAAUAAUCCUCAAACAACAAAUUAAAGCCAUUAAACUGCAAAUUAGCGAUCAUAACAAUCAUUAUAAUAGUAAUCAUUUAUACCAUAAUAAUAAAAUCCAUAUGUAUAAAAUAAUUCAAGGAAUAAUCAAAAUUUAAAUUCUAUAGUACCGAAAAGCAACGCUAAUCCCUUUUCUAUCUAAACUAAUACAUCAUAGUAAUCUACUAAGUAUAAUUUUAAUAAAUAUUUAGAGGACCAUAAUUUUUAUUUUCUUAAGAAUAAUCAAAUUUAAAUUAACCUGUUGCAUAGAAAUUAAUAAAUAAAUAACAAAAGCAAGAAGAACCUAAAAUUAUUGUAAAUUAAAAAAAAGUAAAAGAUGAUGAAUGGUAAGCCUAAAAUUAAAAAGAAGAAAUUGAUCAUGAAGAUGAAGAUUAAGAAGAUUAAGAAGAAUAAGAUGAUGAAGAUUAAGAAGAAGAAGAAGAAGGAGUAAAUGAUGAUGAAGAAGAUUAAUAAGAUGAUGAAGAAGAUGAAUAAGAUGAUAAUGAUACUCAAUAAUAUGAUACUGAAGAAGAGACAGAUAUUAAACAAAAUGUUUAACAAAAAUAAAAUGCUAAAUAAAUAUCAAAUGCAGAUAAAUACAAAUCAGUUACAGAAAUUGAAAGUAUUAGAAAAGAAGUUAAUAAAAUUAAUAAAGAAUUAGAUCGAUUAGACUAAGAAAUAGAAGGAACUUUAAUUAUGAGUAGAAUUAAUUUUGGUGAUCAAAGUGUCUUAGACAUGUCAGUAUCCCAAGAUUUAUCAUAUUAAUAAUACCUAAAAGAAUUUGAAUAGUUUAAACUAUAAAAAUAAGUCAAUCCUAAAUCUAUGAAAGGAUGA